AUGGACAUAAACCAAACAAUAGUCACAGAAUUCUUUCUCCUGGGUUUCCGGAUCGCUGAACCUUUCCGUGUAUUACUGUUCACGUUAUUCCUGCUGACGUAUGUGAUAACCCUAACUGGUGAUUUCCUGAUCGUCACUCUGGUGAGUAGAAGCCAUCAGCUCCAACAUCCCAUGUUCUAUUUCCUCAAGCAUCUCUCAGUUUCUGAAAUCUUGUUCACCUCGAAUAUCACCCCCAAUAUGUUGUAUAUCAUUUUGAGAAAUGGUGGCUCCGUGUCGUUCUCUGGCUGUAUCAUUCAAUUCUACUUUUACAUAGCCUCGGGCAGCUUGGAGUCUCUUCUCCUCACGAUUAUGUCAUAUGACCGAUAUCUGGCCAUAUGUAACCCAUUGCGCUACGCAGACAUGAUGAACCUUCAGUUGUGUCGGACCCUGGUCUUAGCCUCCUGGUUACUCAGCUUUACACUCGUUUUAGUAACUGUUACUCUAUUAUGUCAACUCAACUUCUGUGGCCCAAAUAUCAUUGACCAUUUCUUCUGUGACUUUGCUCCUCUGGUGGAUCUUUCCUGCUCAGACACUUCUAUCAUCAGGAUGGAGGUUGUUGUGCUCUCCAUCCCUGUAGUGGCCUCUACGUUUUCUUUUAUUCUCUGGUCAUAUAUUUGUAUUUCCAUCACCAUCCUCGGUAUUCAUUCCUCCACUGGGAGACGGAAAGUCUUCUCCACCUGCAGCUCUCAUUUGGCUUCAGUCUGCUCCUAUUAUGGUCCUCUCAUUGUCAUAUACAUGGUACCAUAUAGGAGGGAUUCCCUUAAUGUGAACAAGUUCUUAUCGAUUCUUUACACUGUGUUUACACCAUUGUUUAACCCCUUAAUAUAUAGCUUAAGGAAUGAAGAGCUUCAACAUGUUCUCUGGAGGUUAUUAAAGUUUCAACAUUAA
Messenger RNA from Hyla sarda, 927 nucleotides. RefSeq names its product olfactory receptor 11L1-like. Gene Ontology annotation, biological process: G protein-coupled receptor signaling pathway. NCBI's taxonomy places the organism in Eukaryota, Metazoa, Chordata, Amphibia, Anura, Hylidae. Bases 1 to 927 code for a protein of 308 amino acids. The transcript has a single exon. Gene Ontology annotation, molecular function: olfactory receptor activity; G protein-coupled receptor activity. The record is from RefSeq and is a predicted model, not a curated record. Gene Ontology annotation, cellular component: membrane.